AUGAUGAGCGAUAAUUUGUCGGCUUCUUUCCCGAAUAUGCAAAUGGAUGUGUUUGGGAUACAUCUCGACUCGUAUCAAAUUUGUGCCAUUAUUUCCGCACUCAUCAUUCUUCCGACGGUUUGGCUAAGAAAUCUCCGUUUGCUUUCGUACAUUUCAGUUGGUGGUGUGGUGACAUUGGUACUAGUAGUGGCCUGUUUGGUGUGGGCCGGAGUAUCUUCCGAUGUCGGAUUCCAUCCAACCGGAAAAGCGAUCGAUUUUCCGAACUUACCAAUCACAAUUGGUAUUUUCAGCUUUUGCUAUGGCAGCCAUUCUGUUUUUCCAAACAUAUAUUCCUCCAUGCGCGAGCCCUCCCGAUUUCCUUCAGUUCUCAUUAUCAGCUUUGUAACUGCCGGUUUCCUAUACGCCGGAGUAGCAGUUUUCGGUUACUCCAUGUUUGGCGAAGCUAUAAAACCCCAGUUCACAUUAAAUCUUCCCACAAACUUGGAACCUUCGAAAAUCGCCGGAUGGGCUGUGAUACUAAUUAAAAGUGUAAUAAAACUAACACAUUUUUUUUAUUUAAUAAUUCAGGUUGUAGCACCUCUUACAAAGUUUGGUUUAUCAAUGACACCAGUGGCAUUAGGUCUAGAAGAAUUACUGCCUUCAUCUUAUAUUCAAUCCACCACCAUGUCUUUGAUAAUCAGGACAACUUUGGUCUUUUCGACCUUAAUUGUAGCAUUGACCGUUCCGUACUUUGGAUCUGUUAUGGCACUGAUUGGAUCCCUUCUUGUCAUGCUAGUGUCUGUUGUGUUGCCAUGUGCUAGCAGUAUGCGAAUACACGCCGGAAGACUAUCUAAAUUAGAGAUUAUAACAAGCACGGCGGUUAUAAUAAUGGGAAUUUGUUUUGCAAUGGUUGGGACAUAUUCAGCAGUAUCAAGUAUGGGUAACUGAUGGAAGUUAAUAUGGUUGUUGGUUUCUUCUUUCUUGUAUAUAAGCUAAACUUUUAGUGCAAUUAUGUACAAAACUACAAGAAGAAGAUUUCACCAAAUAUUUUGGAGUUGAUUGCUACAUUUUCUUUCUAUUUAUUUAUUUUUCUUCUUU
Erythranthe guttata (spotted monkey flower) is the source of this 1077-nucleotide messenger RNA. The record is from RefSeq and is a predicted model, not a curated record. Lineage: Eukaryota; Viridiplantae; Streptophyta; Magnoliopsida; Lamiales; Phrymaceae.